AUGCGGCUCAUCCACCGGGAUGCGGCCAUCGAAGGAGAAGGAAAUGGCUACAUUGAAGGCAAAGAGCUGGAAAACUUCUUCCAGGAGCUGGAAAGUGCAAGGAAGGGGGCGGGUGUGGACUCCAAGAAGGACAACUUGGGUGACAAGAUGAAGGAGUUCAUGCACAAGUACGACAAAAACGCCGACGGCAAAAUCGAGAUGGCAGAGCUGGCCCAGAUCCUGCCCACAGAGGAGAAUUUCCUGCUGUGUUUCCGCCAGCACGUGGGCUCCAGCUCCGAGUUCAUGGAGGGAUUCUUGUCGGACCUGCUGAAGAAGGCGAACCGGCCCUACGAUGAGCCCAAGCUGCAGGAGUACACGCAGACCAUCCUGCGGAUGUUUGACAUGAACGGCGACGGGAAGCUGGGCCUCUCGGAGAUGUCCCGACUUUUGCCGGUGCAAGAAAACUUCCUUGCUGCUGCCCAGGGGAUGAAGCUCUCCUCGGAGGAGUUCAAUGCCAUCUUCGCCUUCUAUGACAAGGACGGCAGCGGCUUCAUUGACGAGAACGAGCUGGAUGCGCUUUUGAAAGACCUGUAUGAGAAGAAUAAGAAA
This is a messenger RNA of Eurypyga helias (sunbittern), 588 nucleotides long. RefSeq names its product calbindin 2 (gene CALB2). The transcript is spliced from 9 exons. Gene Ontology annotation, molecular function: calcium ion binding. The annotation marks the transcript as partial. Gene Ontology annotation, cellular component: dendrite; cytosol; synapse. Lineage: Eukaryota; Metazoa; Chordata; Aves; Eurypygiformes; Eurypygidae. Gene Ontology annotation, biological process: regulation of presynaptic cytosolic calcium ion concentration; regulation of long-term synaptic potentiation. The record is from RefSeq and is a predicted model, not a curated record.